GUCACAUUUUAGGCCGCGUGAGAGAAACACAGCACAGGAGGAACACACCAGAGAGAGAGGAUCCCAAUUCUACUUACCAUCGUUGAACAACCCAUUUAUCCGCGAGGUCGACCAGCCGAUUCUCCAGGAGAGAGAGAGAGAGAGAGAGAGAGAGAGAGAGAGAGAGAGAAGAAUUGAAUGGCUUCACUGAGGUUAGUAGCCCUAAAAGCUCUACAUAGACCAUCAUCGCUGUGGAAGUGCAACCUCUCCCACGCCUUCCUCCCCCGCACUCAUGCCUUCCCCACCGUCCGACCUUUCUCCGCCGUCAUGUCGCCGCCGUCCACGGCGGUCGUCUACGACCAGCACGGACCUCCCGAUACCGUCACCAGAAUAGUUGAGGUUCCACCAGUUGAGCUCAAAGCAACCGAUGUGUGCGUUAAAAUGCUUGCUGCUCCUAUUAAUCCUUCUGAUAUUAACAGGAUUGAAGGUGUGUACCCGGUGAGGCCACAAGUGCCAGCAGUGGGAGGAUAUGAAGGUGUUGGAGAGGUACACUCUUUAGGAUCUUCAGUUAAGGAUCUAUCUCCUGGUGAUUGGGUCAUCCCAUCUCCUCCUUCAUCUGGUACAUGGCAGACAUAUAUUGUAAAAGAUCAAAGUAUAUGGCACAAAAUAGAUAAAGGCAUGCCAAUCGAAUAUGCUGCCACAAUUACUGUUAACCCUUUGACUGCACUAAGAAUGCUCGAGGACUUUACCAGUCUAAAAUCAGGCGAUUGUAUUGUUCAAAAUGGGGCAACAAGCAUUGUGGGGCAGUGCAUUAUUCAGCUUGCUAGAUAUCAAGGCAUCCAUAGCAUCAAUAUCAUAAGGGACAGGCCUGGAUCUGAUGAAGUAAAAGAUAAGCUCAAGAAGCUUGGUGCGGAUGAAGUGUAUACUGAGAGCCAACUGGAAGUGAAGAAUGUCAAAGCUCUCUUGGCUGACAUACCUGAGCCUGAUCUGGGAUUCAACUGUGUUGGAGGCAAUGCUGCUUCUUUGGUUCUUAAAUUCUUGAGGCAGGGAGGAACUAUGGUAACAUACGGUGGAAUGUCCAAAAAGCCUAUAACGGUAUCGACCUCGUCUUUUAUUUUCAAGGACCUUUCCCUGAGGGGAUUCUGGUUGCAGAAAUGGAUGAGUUCUGAUAAAGCAAAGGAGUGCAGAAAAAUGAUUGAUCUUCUUUUGAGCAUAGUUCGCAAGGGAAAAUUAAUAUACGAGAUGGAGCUGGUUCCUUUCAGCGAUUUUCCCACUGCAUUGGAUAAGGCACUCGGAAAACUAGGAAGUCAACCAAAACAAGUGAUCAAAUUCUAACCCUGAUGCGGGACGGAUGGAAAUUUAACUCCUUACAAGUUACAAGUCCCUGGUACAUGUGGGAUUUAACUCAGGCUUUUGCUUGCUUCUACUGCUCUUCAAAGUGCAAUUUGGAUCAAGGAUUUUGGUAAACAACAGGAAAUGGAAGGAUUAAAUUCUUGGGAGCCAUUAAAUCCGUUAACAUGUUGAAAUUUCAUAUUUCUAUUCCUUGCCCAAAUCUUUGAUCCAAUUACAUCCUCAAAGUGUAAUCUGAAAUUGCCUUGAUGAUACCUUUCUUGCUGGAAUUAUUCCGCUGUAGCAAUUGGAGUUUGUGCAAGGAUACCGAGAUGAGGAAGCUUUUGGUAUAAGAGAACUCCUGUUUAAUGA
This is a messenger RNA of Rhododendron vialii, 1680 nucleotides long. Its product is annotated as enoyl-[acyl-carrier-protein] reductase, mitochondrial. Gene Ontology annotation, molecular function: trans-2-enoyl-CoA reductase (NADPH) activity. Bases 178 to 1314 code for a protein of 378 amino acids. The record is from RefSeq and is a predicted model, not a curated record. Gene Ontology annotation, cellular component: mitochondrion. The transcript has 10 exons. NCBI's taxonomy places the organism in Eukaryota, Viridiplantae, Streptophyta, Magnoliopsida, Ericales, Ericaceae. Gene Ontology annotation, biological process: fatty acid metabolic process.